CUGAGGGGGGAAAGGAAAGGGCCUGAGGCUGUUAGGAAUUGUGGGAGUUGUAGUCCAAAACACCCGGAGGGCCUAAACUGUCAAACCCAGCUAAGCCCCACCCUUUCCAGAGUGACGCCGGCCAAUCACAGCCUCGAGCUCCUCUUCCGGGCAGAAGCGCCGCCUUGUCAUUGCCUCCGCGCGCCCGGCCUCCUCCGCUCCCAUUGGUCCGCGCUUUGUCCCGUUCCUUUCCUUCGGUCCGGCCGGACGCCGCUCCCCAGAAGAAAGGUUCCGGCCUGAGCCAUGGCCGCCUCGGCGGAGCCCGCGGUAAAGCCGCUCCAGGGAGCCAUGAAGCUGGCCAAAGGAGCCCUGGAGCUAGACGCCGGGGAUAAGCCCCGGGAAGCCUACGUGGAAUACCUCAAGAGCAUCCACUACAUCUCCCAGGCCUUGCUGGAAGAGGCCAUGGCGGCCAAAGCUGAUGGAAGCGAUGUGACUCCUGAUACUCCCAAGAUGCUAAAAGUAGCAGAGCAAUGCCUGGAAAGAGCCAAGAGCAGCGUCACCAAAAUCGGGAAAGGAAAGGCGAAGCUGGCGGCGGAGCGGAUUUUGGGGCCGGCUCCCACCUCCCGGCACCGAAGGGUCUAUUCGGACGAAGGCGGCAAGCUCUCGCCUUUCUUGCCUCCCGAAAUGUUCCAAAAGCUGCAAAUCACCGAAGUCCAGAGCGGCAAGAAGGAGCUGACCCCGUUGGAAGAGGCUUCGCUGCAGAACCAGAAGCUGAGGGCCACCUACGAGGCCCGCCUGGCCAGGCUCAACCCCAGCCAAGCCAUGCAGAAGACCUCUCUGACGCUUUCCCUGCAGCGGCAGAUGAUGGAGAACUUGGUCAUCGCCAAAGCAAGGGAAGAGACACUCCAGCGGAAGAUGGAAGAACGCCGUCUGCGGCUGCAAGAAGCUGCCAACAGGAGGUUCUCCAGCAACGCAGUUCUGACCCCGGAGGAGCAGGAGCAGCGCGCCAUUUAUGCCGCCAUCUUGGAGUAUGAGCAAGAUCACGACUGGCCCAGGUCUUGGAAGCUCCAGCUGAAGAAGAACCCCAACGACCUCUCCUUGGUGCCCAAACUCAUCUCCCACCUCCUCAGCUUUGCGGACCACCCCAUCUGCCAGCUGCUGAAGAAGCUCCAGUGCUCGGUCUACAGCCGUGUCUACCCUCUGGUCAGCCGCAGCGCCGCCUCCUCCGACCUCCGUGGCUCCGGCAAGGUCUCCCGGGGCCUGUCCCUGUCCUCCUCGCUGGACGCGGCCGAGGCCUUCCUCUCCCCGGCCCCCGAAGGCCGCCGCCUGCGCUCCUCCCAGAGCCUCCACUCCAUGUUCUCCGUCCAGGAGAACAACAAGCUCAACCUGCGCCACAGCCUCUCCGGCACCCCCUUCAUCGAGGACCAGAGUGUUGGGAUUCCCGCUGCGGGGUCUGGGCCCCUUCCGGAAGAGCCACCUCUCGUCCCGGUCGAGCGGGAGAGCUCCUUUGAGGACCUGGAGCAGUUCCUCUCCGCUUCGGAGCGGUGGCCGGUGCGGACGCCGACUGGCAGGAAGGCCUCUCAGCAGGAGCAGCUCAAGGCCGCCGUGAAGGACAUCCACAACGCCAUUGACAGGCUGCUCUCCUUAACGCUGCUGGCUUUCGAGGGCCUGAACACGGCGUCCGCCAAGGACCAGUGCGUGGCGCGGCUGGAGGAGGCCUUCUUCGCCCCGCUUUGGGCCCCGCUCCUGGCCGUCUACAGGAAUGUUUACAAGUCCCGGGAGGCAGCUCUCUCCCGGAGCAUGGAGCUGCACCGGAACGUGGCCCCGUCGGACGCCGGCAUCUCGGCCAAGCUCCUCCCGCAGGGCAAACGCACCAAGGGCCCCGGGGCCUGUCCUUAUGGUGCCGCUGUCCAGGAAUUGAUGCUCCUUCCUCUUGGCUCCUGUCCUCAGAAGAAGCUGGAGUGCAUCGUGCGGACCUUGCGAAUCAUCUGUGAAUGUGCAGAAGAAUACUGUGGGAGCUCUGAAGGCAAGCCUCAUCCAGCAUCAGCUGCCAUCGGUGCGGAUGAUCUGCUCCCGAUCCUGUCCUUCGUGGUCCUGAAGAGCAACCUUCCCCAGCUGGUCUCGGAGUGCGCGGCUUUGGAGGAGUUCAUCCACGAAGGGUACCUGAUAGGAGAGGAGGGCUAUUGCCUGACCUCCCUGCAGAGCGCCCUCUCCUACGUGGAGUCCCUCCACCGGCCCGUCCUGGAGAAGUAGCCCUGCCUUGCCCUUCACCCUUGCACAGCAGCAGCAGCAGCAGCAGAUGUUAGCCAUAGGGGACACACAGGGACAUCCCGCCCAAAAUCCCCGGUCCCUUUCGCCUGGAGGAGCUGGGUCUUGCUGACGAGGCCAUUCGUUCAAUUUCUCCUUCCUUCCUUCCUUCCUUCCUUCCUUCCUUCCUUCCUUCCUUCCUUCCUUCCUUCCUUCCUUCCUUCCUUUUAUGCUUCUUUCUUUCUUUCUUUCUUUCUUUCUUUCUUUCUUUCUUUCUUUCUUUCUUUCUUUCUUUUUUCCUUCCUUCCUUCCUUCCUUCCUUCCUUCCUUCCUUCCUUCCUUCCUUCCUUUUUUGCUUCUUUCUUUCUUUCUUUCUUUCUCUUUCUUUUUUCCCCUUCCUUCCUUCCUUCCUUCCUUCCUUCCUUCCUUCCUUCCUUCCUUCCUUCCUUCCUUCCUUCCUUCCUUCGCUCCUUCCUUCCUUCCUUCCUUCCUUCCUUCCUUCCUUCCUUCCUUCCUUUUUUGCGUCUUUCUUUCUUUCUUUCUUUCUUUCUUUCUUUCUUUCUUUCUUUCUUUUUUUCCUUCCUUCCUUCCUUCUUUCCUUCCUUCACUCUUACCUUCCUUCGCUCUUACCUUCCUUCUUUCCUUCCUUCCUUCCUUCCUUCGCUCCUUCCUUCCUUUUUUCCUUCCUUCCUUCCUUCCUUUGCUCCUUCCUUCCUCCCUCCCUCCCUCCCUCCCUCCCUCCCUCCCUCCCUCCCUCCCUCCCUUCCUUCUUACCUUCCUUCUUUCCUUCUUUCCUCUCAUCCUUCCUUCCUUCCUUCCUUCCUUCGCUCUUACCUUCCUUCUUUCCUUCCUUUCGUCCUUCCUUCCUUCACUCCUUCCUUCCGUCACUCCUUUCUUCUCUCCUUUCUUCCUUCCUUCCUUCCUUCCUUCCUUCCUUCCUUCCUUCCUUCCUUCCUUCCUUCCUUCCUUAUCCCUCCCUCCUUCCUUGGUGCAAUAUUUGGGGCUGGGGUCUCCCUUUGCAUUAAGCCUGAGAAUCCCUUUAAUACGAGUCCGUCCUUGGGCUGCAGAGAGAGUCCAUUCAGGUUGGGAUUUGCAGUUUCCUCCUCAAGGGCAGCUUUAUUGGAGCCCGUCCUUGCCAUCUGUUGCCGCCUUCUGCACCACUGAGCACGAAGCAGAUGGGGACGAGGAUUGCUUGGGGGGUCAUUCCUUCCCCAUUUCACUCUGGAGGAAUCUGCAAUCGCUUUCCUUAUUUCCUUAAAAGGUGAGGAGGGAUAACCUUUUGAUUGACACUUCUUUGCAGCCUUGUUGUUAUUGAGCCUUGACCAGAGAAAGAGGAGAAGUCUAAGGGGUUCGUUGGCCAAUUUGGGGGGGCAAAACCCCUCCUGUGCUUUGCUCCCUCUCGUCUGCAUGUCUCACUCCUUCUGCCGUCCCCGUUUUUGGGUUCGGAUCCGGCCCGGAAGCCUAUUAAAAGGGCACGGAGAGAUCUGUAGUAUGUAUGCGCACCAUGCACUGGAUUUAGAGCAAGCCCAAGUGCUCCUCCCCAUCCCAGAUAGGUAGGUUUUAGCGCCCAUUUGCAAAUAUUAGAUAUAUAGAUAUAUAUAUAUAUAUUUGAACCCAAAAAGUCGUAACACUGAAUGAAGGGACCUACAAAUGAAGGGACAACAAGUGUGUACAUUACGAGAGAGAGCCUUCUCUUUCAUAUAGGAAUUUUUUAAAGAGACUAGAGUCAUAGAGAUCCAUGGAGUCUGGCUGGAUUUGCACAAUUUGGGUCCAAAGUCGGCAGCUAGAUUUAUCCGCACCACUUUGAAAAAAAAAAAGGGUUUAUUAUAAGGUGCUUCUGGAGCCAGGAUGAUGGGCUUUUCUGUCCAACACUAAGCGAUGAACAAACACUUGGAUUCAUAGGAAUCGCUGCACUUGAUGCUUAAUGCUAACUUUCUCCUCACCUUGAUGUGCGUCGCAUCAUCUGCGGACCCCAAAAUAUUUGAAGUAUUUGUGAUUCCACUCGACUCAUUUUUGGCUUCGCUCUCGCGGGCUUUUUGGUAAUAAACACCAUUAUCUUUG
Messenger RNA from Anolis carolinensis (green anole), 4287 nucleotides. It is a transcript of the gene vps9d1, whose product is annotated as VPS9 domain containing 1. Gene Ontology annotation, molecular function: guanyl-nucleotide exchange factor activity; small GTPase binding. The record is from RefSeq and is a predicted model, not a curated record. NCBI's taxonomy places the organism in Eukaryota, Metazoa, Chordata, Lepidosauria, Squamata, Anolidae. Gene Ontology annotation, cellular component: endocytic vesicle; cytosol. Gene Ontology annotation, biological process: vesicle-mediated transport. The coding region runs from base 283 to 2232 and encodes 649 amino acids. The transcript is spliced from 15 exons.